Messenger RNA from Anolis sagrei ordinatus, 2905 nucleotides. RefSeq lists its product as uncharacterized. The record is from RefSeq and is a predicted model, not a curated record. NCBI's taxonomy places the organism in Eukaryota, Metazoa, Chordata, Lepidosauria, Squamata, Anolidae. Gene Ontology annotation, molecular function: DNA binding.
UCUCCAACCUUCCUGUUGUGUUUUUUUUUUUUUGCAAGCGUGGAAAGGAAGACUCCUUGCAGGUGGGAUGGAUACGUUCAUCAUCGAAUUCUGUUACAAAAACGUCACCGUCAAAGAGGACGGCAAUAACUUCUCUGCCAACUGCAAGAUUUGCCCAAAUAAGACCAUCUCGGGGAGCACACGCAGUUCCAGCAACUUCCUGAAACAUGUCAAAGUGCGACAUCCCCUCCGAUUCCAGGAGUACGAAAGGCAGAAGGAUGCGACUUGGAAGAAGAAAAAGAGGAUAUUGGCUGAAUUUGAAGAGGCGGCUGCGAGUUCCACAGAGACGGAGGCCUCGCCGUCCAUUUCCAGAGAGAGGCAUCUGCCCCGAGAUGUCAAAAGGGAAGAGGACGAAGGAGACUUUCUAGGCAGUGACGUCACCGAGGCAGGUUCCAGCUUGCUAGAGCCCGAGACCCCCUUGGUAGUACAGACUGCCGAGAAGUCUCCGACAUUUACACGGCACCCAGAUGUGAUGUACGAGCAGGACUUGGAGCAGCUGGCGAUCCCCACACCCAUCAUCCACCAAGUGCCCUGGUCGGGCUUCGAGAAGGCCUUCACCUUCGUGCGACAGAAGGGGAAGAAUGUCAUUGUGCAGUGCAACUACUGCUUGCCGGCCAUCAAGAACGUGAGCUCGGCCAUUACCUCUGCUUCCAAUGUGAAGAAACACCUGGAGAGAGCCCACCCUGAUAAGCUGAGAGCAAUUGAAAUUGCAAGGAAAGCUAGGAAACGUGGCCAUAUUGAAAAGCCGGUCGAUUACGACGACGAUUUAUCCCUGCUCAAAAUGGCCAAACAAGAGCAGGAGGCCACCCUUGAGAGAGCCGGAUCCGGCAGAGAGACCGUCACGCAGAGAAUCCUCGACCGGAAAAUCAUGGAUUUCAUCGUCGAGGAGACCUUGCCCGUUCAGACAGUAGACAAGCCGACAUUCGUUGGAUUGAUCCGCCUCGGCCUUCCCAAAGACCUGACCGUCAUGUGUGCCAAGACCUUAAGGGACCGAAUUGAGAAGCGGGCAGCCGGCAUGCAAGAAACCUUGGUGCACCGGAUGGGAGCGGUCGCCUACGUAGCCGUCACGGCGGACUGCUGGACCGAUGGGAAGAAGAGCUUUCUGGGAGUGACCGCCCACUGGAUCUGCCCGAUGACUCUGAGGCGUGAAUUCGGGGCAUUGGCUUGCAAGCGCCUUCAAGGCCGACCUACGUACGACAUCCUGGCCCAAGCCCUGCACCACGUGCACGUCCAGUACCGGAUUCACAACAAAGUCGUUUCCGCAACCACGGACAGCGGCUCCAUCUUCGUCAAAGCUUUCCGGGGUUUCAAGGCCAAAGACACAGCAGAUGCCAUGGAUGGCAAUGCGGACGACGACGAAGAUCAGGAGGAGGCUGAGGUGGACUAUGUGCCGAUCUCUGAGAUCUUGGACGCAGGUAAUGGAGAACACGGAGACUGCGUCGAGAUAGAUUUCGGGUUGCCACCUCACCAGCGAUGUGCCAGCCACACCCUCAACCUGGUGGCCACCGAAGAUAUACAGGCUAUCGUCUCGGGUUCCUCUCCGAAUAGUCCUUUGGGCUCCUUCAGGAAACUCUUUUGUUCCUUGAUGGGAAAAUGCAGCAAUCUGUGGUCCAAGCAGAGCCAGUCCGCUCAGAUGGCAGAGUAUGUCCAGGAACAGUGUGGGAUGUACCUGAAGGUUCCCAGGAAGACCAGGUGGAGCUCCACCUUUGAGGCCCUGAAGCAGCUCAACGAGCUCCUCUCCACCAUGCCAGAGAAAGUGGACGCCCUCAUGGACCAAUGCUCCUUGGCCAGGAUCACGCCGGCCGAGAGCCUGGCAGUGCAGGAAUACACGGAGAUCAUGAGCCCGCUUGCCCAGUCGCUAGACAUCCUGCAGCGGGAGAAUGGCAUGUUCAUGGGGUACCUGUUGCCAACCUUGUACAACCUUGACCGCAAGUUGCAGGGCUUGGAGAACAAACCCGUCCGGUACACCUACUGCCUCCAGCUUUUGCAGGGUGUGCGGAAAGCACUACGGAAGCGGUUUGCACCCAUCUGGGAGGACAAGAAGCUUCUUCUGGCGGCGUGCCUGCACCCCCGCUUCAAAGUGGACUGGCUGGAAUCAGCCCAAAGCACCCAGACAAAUAGAUACAUGAUGGAAGCCCUGCUGAAAGCUGAGAUCAGGAGUACGGUCGGGAAGGAGAGCAACACGUCUUCAGAGAAGGACCAGGAAGGAGACGACUUGGAAGACGACUUCUUUAAUAUCCAGCCCCGGGGCAGGAAGUCCACCGUGGACACAGCCGACGAAGAGGUCCUGAGAUACUUGAAGUCCUCCAGCAGGGACGUGUCUUGCCUGCACGCUUUCCCCCGGGUCAUGCGGUGUUUUCUGCAGUACAACACGGGCCUGCCCUCGAGCGCUGCAGUGGAGCGCCUCUUCAGUGUGGACGGCAACGUCUUCACGAUCAAAAGGCACGGCUUGUCGGAUGAGCUCUUUGAGCAGCUGGUUCUUCUGAGGCAGAACACGGCCGCUUCCGCAUUUUAGCCUUUGAGUCCAUGUACUUGGUUUGAAAGGUUUUGAGAGAGAGAAAAGCAGAAUAUAAAUGCAUAUAAUGAUGAUGAUGAUGAUGAUGAUGAUGAUGAUGAUGAUGAUGAUGAUGAUGAAUUUCUUAACAUCUUUCUUGGAUCUUUUGAUUGGAGGGACUAUGGGCAUUUGGACACACUGUUUUGCUCUGUAGUUGUUGUUGAGUUCUAGUCUUGUGAAUAAUUGCUAAUCCUAAGAAACAUUUUUUGUUUACUCUACCGUGUGUGUCUUUUGAAAAAAACUUCCUAUGUGUGCUUCUAGGAUACCUAUAAUGUGGCGUAAUGUAAAAUAAACCACGUUUAGUUCACGUUU